AUGGACACAACUUGUGCCGCCUUUUACACCGUGAAGAAGAUGGACAAUGCCACAAAAACAUGGUCAAUUCCUCAAGAAAUAAUCUUUGAAAUAUUUUCGAAUCUUCCAGUAAAGCCUUUAAUGCGUUUCAGGUGUGUUUCAAAAUCAUGUAAUUCUCUUAUUGCAUCAAAUUCAAUUUUUCAUGAUAUCCAUCAAUGUCGCUCUAUGACUCGUCCUGGUGGAACCACAUUCCUUGUUCAUGAACGCAAAGCUUUUUACACCAUAGAGCAAAAAGAAGAAGAUGGGAAAGCCUCACUUCUCCGUAUUGAGCAAUUUGAUAAGCUAUACUAUUAUGGGUGCCGCAUAAUGUGCGUUGAUGGUUUAUUUUGCAUAUGGAAUCGUAACGCGUAUGAGCAACCAUCAGUUGCAAUUUUCAAUCCCAGCAAAAAAGAAGUAAGAAUUCUUCCUAAACUGAAAGAUCACACUGUUGAUUUGGAUGACCUUUUCCCUAUAUACUUCGUUUCAUUAGGUUUUGACCCAGAAGAAAAGAAGUAUAUGCUUUUGAUGACAGUUAAUAUUGAAGCAAUGUCCACAAGAAAUUGGAUUUUCACUUUAGGGAUAGAUGAAUCAUGGAGAGAGGCUAAAAAGUUCGCAAUUGCGAGGCCUGUCAGUGUGGCAAUUGCGAGUAACUCAUCGCAAUUGCGAAGAGUAUCUGGGCCAACAGUCUUCGCAUUUGCGAAGAACCCUUCGCAAUUGCGAAGUAAAAGCUGGGAGGGGACUGGUCGCAAAUGCGAUCUUUUAGCCGCAUUUGCUGAGGGCGAGUUUCGCAAUUGCGAACUUCCUUCGCAUUUGUGA
Messenger RNA from Nicotiana attenuata, 834 nucleotides. RefSeq names its product F-box protein At1g52490-like. Gene Ontology annotation, molecular function: protein binding. The coding region runs from base 1 to 834 and encodes 277 amino acids. The transcript has 2 exons. Lineage: Eukaryota; Viridiplantae; Streptophyta; Magnoliopsida; Solanales; Solanaceae. The record is from RefSeq and is a predicted model, not a curated record.